Oppiella nova is the source of this 527-nucleotide messenger RNA. NCBI's taxonomy places the organism in Eukaryota, Metazoa, Arthropoda, Arachnida, Sarcoptiformes, Oppiidae. The record is from the annotation of a GenBank genome assembly.
CUGUGAGUGUCGUAUAAAAGGCGACCGAAACCUAUGCCUGCGUUCAGUCGUCGCUCGCAUCGCAAACGUAUCACUCAUUUGACGCACAUUUGUGUCGCAAAUAUAGUCCGCAUUUAAGCGCCGCUGAAGACAAGACUAUCACCGCAAUGGGUCCGCAACCGAGCGCUGGAAAGGCGGUCAAGAAGGCCGGUAAGGCUCAGAAGGCUGUGCGCGCCUCCGACAAGAAGGGCAGACGCCAUAAGCGGAGGAAGGAGUCCUUCUCCAUCUAUAUCUACAAAGUGCUCAAACAGGUCCACCCGGACACCGGUAUCUCAUCGAAAGCCAUGUCUAUAAUGAAUUCGUUUGUGAACGACAUCUUCGAGCGCAUCGCCGCCGAGGCCUCCCGUUUGGCGCAUUAUAACAAGCGGUCGACCAUCACGUCACGGGAGGUGCAGACGGCUGUCCGACUCCUACUGCCCGGAGAGCUCGCCAAACAUGCCGUCAGCGAAGGCACCAAAGCUGUCACCAAAUACACGUCCAGCAAGUGA